Messenger RNA from Agelaius phoeniceus (red-winged blackbird), 1056 nucleotides. Lineage: Eukaryota; Metazoa; Chordata; Aves; Passeriformes; Icteridae. The record is from RefSeq and is a predicted model, not a curated record.
AUGCACGUGGCUGAUCCCGGAAGCGGCGCUGUGGGAUACGCGCGCGCUGCGUCUCUAAGGCGGCGUGAGGGAGCCGUGAUAGCGGCGGGGGGCAUGGCCGGGGGGGAGGGAGGCGGCGGGGCUGCGGGAACGGGGCUGCGGCCGCGGAAGGGAACGCCGGCACGGCCGCGGUUGCAGGAGGCGGCGCCGUCCAGCCGCUCUGGAGCGCCGCGGUGGGGAAGGCGCGGCUCCGCCCCUCCAUGCAGCGGCGGCGGCGGCAGGAGCGGGGAAGCGACCACGGGCGGCGGCGGCGGUGGCGGCGGCGGCGGCGGAGCGGCCCCGUCAGCGGGAGAUGAUCCCGGGGGGGGUGGCGGAAAGCGGGAGGGGCUGCGGGGCGGCCACGGCGAGCUGUGCCGGGCCGGUCGGGCAGCUGGAGCGCGGCGGGCGGCCGCUGGGAGCUGGGGCGGCUGCUGGCCCGGCGGGCAGGGGCGGCGGCACCGGAGAGGCUGGGCUGGAGCCACCGGUGCUGUGCCGGGAGCGGGGGAUGGCGGCGAAACGCCGGCAGUGAACCGUGAGCGUCUGCCCGGCCCGUGGGCAGCUCAGAACGCCGGGGUUGGGGGGCGGCACCGCGCACAGGGGGCGCUGGGGGCACGGCGUGGCUGUGCCAGGCGCGCUCAGCGCCGCAGAACCGGGAGCCGCAGGGAACCGCAAAGACGCAGCAGCGACGGCACCGGGGCCAGCACCGGCCCCGCUGGGUCGGCGGGGGGGGGGGGGGGGGGGGUGAGGAGGAAUGGCCGCACUCGCGGGGAACGGGGGAGAAGCGGCGGUGGCGGGAGGGGGCGGGGCCGCGGGUACCGGAGCGGUGCGGUCCCAAGGGGAGGCGGGGGCGGGUCCCGCUGUGGACUCACGGCGGCGGCGAGGGGCGGAGCUCGGCGGGGCGGCGGCUGCGGGCAGCGCCCGUGCAGCAAACGGGGCUCGAGUAGCGCCGGAGGGCUGGGAGCAGCCCCGCGGCAGCCACGGCCCGGCGGGGGAGGCCAUAAAAGUGCUUUAAACACCUGUGUGCAAAGGCUCUGCUGA